Lasiodiplodia theobromae is the source of this 1272-nucleotide messenger RNA. RefSeq names its product Protein plant cadmium resistance 10-like. Bases 1 to 1272 code for a protein of 423 amino acids. The transcript has a single exon. The record is from RefSeq and is a predicted model, not a curated record. NCBI's taxonomy places the organism in Eukaryota, Fungi, Ascomycota, Dothideomycetes, Botryosphaeriales, Botryosphaeriaceae.
AUGGACCCUCGCCGCCAGUAUGCGCAACCACAUGCGCAGGCGCAGGCCUCGCAGCAGCAACCCGCCCAGCCCUACUACUACCAACACCCGCAGCACCCGCCGCAGCACUAUCAGCAACACCAGCAACACCAGCACUACCAGCACCCGCAACACCAGCAGCAGCUUGCGGAACCUCAGCAGCCUUCCAAUCCGCGUUUCUCUUGGCAGAUCCCCUUGACCGAUGCCGAGAGACUCCCUAUCCACCAACUCGAUCCCGGGCCUCCAUCUCCGCCACCCCAGCAGCAGCAGUCGCAAGCCCAACCUCGCGCACGCGUCCAAUCGCCACCCCAGUCCAAUCGCUUCUCCUUCGCACAAACACCGAUCGAGGUCCAACAACCCCAUUUCCAGCAUCAUGCCCAACCCCGCCGUCAGACCGAACCCACAAUCCCAUACUCUCCAGACUCGAUACACGCUUCGAAUUUGAACUCGCCGGCGACUGAGUUCGACGACCUGUCAGCCAUCAGUACCGUUGCUCCACAACUACCAGCGCCCCACAUGUCGCGGCCGCUGUCCAAAGAGAUGGGGGAAGAUAUUGCUCCGGAAGGAAGAGUGCCCGAGGAAUAUGCAAGGCCGAUGCCGCAGGAGCCGCAUCCCGCCUUCUUCGCUCCGGUUGUUGACACUUCGCCGCGAGGAAGUAUAGCGGCCCCGAGGCAGCGUCAGCAAAGUCUCGCCCAGAGCGUUGCACAGUCGGACCAUUCCCAGCAGCAGCUCCACCACAACUAUGACGCACAACCGCCGCCGGCGUCACCCGGUCCUGUCCCCAUCAAGACUGAGAGGGACGACAGUGCGCCUGUCGACAAUAUUCCCAUAUCACCCAUCUCUCCUACACAACCCUACAGUCCGCACUCAAAUGUUGCCCCGUCGCGACCGCCCAUCUUCGCACCAGAUAAUCCCAGCGGUCCGAAUGGCAUGCUGACGGGGGAGCAUAAACCGGGCCAGAUCGCCCAUCCGAAUAUGGACCUGCAUGCGACUGGAUCGAAGCAUCAGUGGAAGCACUCAAUCUGCGAAUGUAGUGGAGACGUUGGAACCUGCAUGACCGGAGUCUUCUGCCCGUGCGUGUUGUACGGCAAGACGAGCUACCGGCUGGGCUUGAAGGGCGAGAAGAAGGAUCCGACCGAUAUGCUAGGCUGGAGCUGGGCCAAUACCCAGUGCAGUCUCAUGGCCAUGGCCACGUUUUGCGGCUUGUGCGGUAUGCAUCCCUUUGCCUUCUUGUGUCGCUCCGGAUCUGUUUAG